Molecule: messenger RNA, 1434 nt
Organism: Neoarthrinium moseri
Lineage: Eukaryota; Fungi; Ascomycota; Sordariomycetes; Amphisphaeriales; Apiosporaceae
Exons: 2
Coding region: 1-1434 (477 amino acids)
Source: RefSeq, a predicted model, not a curated record
AUGACGGAUUCUCCCGCUGCGGCGCCCGCCACGGCCCAUGUGCCGAAGACGGACUCUACGACGACGUCAGACGUGCUGCCACCCACCGAGACUACAACGGCCACCACCAAUGCCUCGGCCGCUGGAGCUGAAGCUCCCAAGCUCGAUACCACAGCCGAGACUGCUGCCCCCGAGGCCAAGCCGCCCACAUCACAGACAGAAGUGACACCCACAGCUCCCGUGGCCGCACCGGCGCCGGUGGAGAGCGCCAACUCUGCGAACGGCGCCGGCGCUGCCUCGUCGGCCACCUCGACGACCGUCGGCGGCGGCGGCCUCUCCAAGGAUGAGGCGACCACCCUGGAGGACUUCCAGGGCGAUGUGCAGACGAACAACAACCUGCCCUCGGAGGAGACCUUGAGGAAACUCGAGAAGUACACGGUCCUCGACGAGAGCGGCAAGUCGCAUACCUUCAAGAGCUUAUAUACCGGCCCCAACGUGGCGCGGCGUGUGCUGAUCAUCUUUGUGCGCCACUUCUUCUGUGGUAACUGCCAAGAAUACCUGCGCACCCUCUCGGCCGCCAUCACGCCCGAGGCGCUGCUGUCUCUGCCGGUGCCGACCUCGAUCGCCGUCAUCGGCUGCGGCAACCACAAGCUGAUCAAGUCGUACCUGGAGGAGACGGGGUGCCCGUUCCCCGUCUACGCCGACAACACGCAGCACCUGUACCGCGAGCUGGGCAUGCUGCGGACGCUGGCGGCGGGGGCGCGCCCGGCCUACAUGGCGCGCAAGAGCAUGGCGCAGACGGUCGUGUCGGGCAUCACGCAGGCGCUGCGCCAGGUCAAGUCCGGGCUCGUGCUGCAGAUGGGCGACCAGAAGCAGGUCGGCGGCGAGUUCCUCUUCGAGCCCGCCAGCCUCAGCCUCGACACCCCGAUCGCCACCCCGCAGGACGAGCGCGCCGCCCCGGCCCCGCUCGACCUCGACGACCGCGCCAACGGCCACGACAGCGAGAAGAGCGAGGACAAGAAGAUCACCUGGUGCCACCGCAUGCGCAACACGCGCGACCACGUCGAGAUCCCCGAGCUCAAGGACGUCCUGGGACUGACGGGCGGCGACGACGACGACGGUGCGGCGGAGGGGGACGCGAGGAAAGCGGCGCCCGGGACGGGGGCGGGCAGGCCGAGCGCCGAGGCCGGCCGGCAUCACAAGGACCAGGAGAGGUGGGCCAAGGCGCUGCGGCAGCGCAAGGGCACGGGGCUGAGCAUGGCGAGCCAGAUGAGCCGCAUGAGCCUGGACGCCAAGGCGGCGUCGGUCGCGGCCGGCGGCAAGGAAGAAGGGGGCGUCGUCAAGGAAGAAGGGGGCGUCGUCAAGGAAGAAGGGGGCGUCGUCAAGGAAGAAGGGGGCGUCGUCAAGGAAGAAGGGGGCGUCGUCAAGGAGGGGGUCCAAACGGAGAAGAAGUGA